GAUAAAUUUCAAACUCUAUUAUAACUCUAUAACGAGCAAACAAAAAUUGGUUAUUGAAUCAAAAGACAUAGAAACCUGAGGCAGACUUCCUCCAAAAGAAAAAAAAGAAAAAAAUGAGCUUGGCUCUUAUUCAGGACUAUUCUUCUGCUGAAGAAGUAGAAGAAGAAGAAGAAGAUUACCAACAACAAUCCAACUACCAAAACUCUUCAGACGAACAAGACGACGCCGUUCCCGUUCCCAAUUCUUCGAAUCAUUACAAUCCCAUCUUCGACCUACCCAAACCCUCCGAUGCCUCCGGCCUUCCCUCUGCCUUCGACGUUUUCUCUCAAAUUUCUGGACCUCCGCAGUUUCUCAACAAUUCUGUGGAAGAGAAGGCUUCCUCAAAAGAUGUUGAUUAUGAGCAAAGUAGGCGGAGGGGUCGCAGAAAGCAAGAUUUGCCGGCUGGUGUUGUAAUGGAGGCCAAGGCUCAACUUGUUGGAAUCCAUGAGAGAGUAAGGAGUGAUAUCGAGGGUAACCACGCUCCAUCAUCAUUUGCAAGCACAACUCAAGGAGUCAAGCGUGUGGCAACUGCAACCAAUCCUAAUGCAGAAGAUGCUGCAGAGCUUCUGAGGAUGUGUUUGCAAUGUGGAAUACCGAAAACCUACUCGAAUGCUCGUGGAAUGGUGUGUCCUGUAUGUGGUGAUCGUCCAUCUGUAGACACAAGCAAUGAGCCAAAGAAGAAGGGGUCUGUCGUAAAAGAUAAGGAGAAGAGUAAAAGGAUGAAGGGCCAGUCAUCUCAUGCCACUUGGAAAAGCGAAACAGAGAUGCAACUCCGUCAGCAGUUUGAUUAGCACAACUCAAUGUAAGGUUUUUCGUUGACUAAUAUAUUGGAUAUGCCAUAGUUUUUAGGAUUUACGAACAAACGAUUCUAGAAUUAACGUACUUCAGACAUGGUUAAGUGUUUUGUACAUGUUUGACUUUUAUUCUGAGAAACGGUUUGCUGUUUA
Messenger RNA from Pistacia vera, 986 nucleotides. RefSeq lists its product as uncharacterized. Lineage: Eukaryota; Viridiplantae; Streptophyta; Magnoliopsida; Sapindales; Anacardiaceae. The record is from RefSeq and is a predicted model, not a curated record. The coding region runs from base 114 to 830 and encodes 238 amino acids. The transcript has 4 exons.